Miscanthus lutarioriparius is the source of this 411-nucleotide messenger RNA. NCBI's taxonomy places the organism in Eukaryota, Viridiplantae, Streptophyta, Magnoliopsida, Poales, Poaceae. The record is from the annotation of a GenBank genome assembly.
AUGGCCGCGACGGCGUUGGAGGGUGUCAGCGUGACCCACCGGACGCUGGACGUGAACGGCAUCAAGAUCCACGUCGCCGAGGCCGGCUCCGGCUCCGGCUCGGCGGGUGGCACGGCGGUGCUGUUCCUGCACGGCUUCCUGGAGCUCUGGCACUCGUGGCACCACCAGCUGCGGUCCCUCUCGGCGCGGGGCUACCGCUGCCUAGCCCCCGACCUCCGGGGCUACGGCGACUCCACGGCGCCGCCGUCCCCUUCCUCCUACACGGCCUUCCACCUCGUGGGCGACGUGGUGGCCCUCCUCGACGCGUUCGCCCUGCCGCGGGUGUACGUCGUCGGCCAGGGCUGGGCGCGCUCCUGGCGUGGCACCUCGCCACGUUCCGCCCGGACCGGGUGCGCGCGCUCGUCAACAUGA